ACCAGUUUGCAGCUUCCUGUUUGGCUUGCAGGCGGACAUGAACUUGUUUUCUUUCAUCUGUCUCGUUAAUUCCCAUUAGUUUGUCAGCAUUCUGUUUGAAAAAAAGUCAAAGACACCAGGUAGAAGAUGACGGACACGGGGAGUCGGCUCCGGAAGCAGCUGGAAUCGGCCAACUUCGACCCGCAGAACUACGUGAAGCAGCUGUCGCAGCAGUCCGACGGCGACCGGGACCUGCAGGAGCAUCGGCAGAAAAUCCAGACGCUGGCCGACGAGACGGCCCAGAACCUCAAGAAGAAUGUCUACAAGAACUACAGGCAGUUCAUCGAGACGGCCAAGGAGAUCUCGUACCUGGAGAGCGAGAUGUACCAGCUGAGCCACAUCCUGACGGAGCAGAAGAGCAUCAUGGAGAGCAUCACCCAGGCGCUGCUGUCCGCCGACAAGGACGAGACCUCCAAGGAGAUGCUGGCGGCUUUCCCCAAGGAGACGGACGAGCUCAAGCAGAGGACGCUCACCUCGCUGCUGGAGAAGGUGGAGGGGGGUAAGAACAUCAUGGACACCCCGGGCAGGCACCUGGUCUACAACGGGGACCUGGCUGAGUUUGAUGUGGACAACAUGGCCCCCAUCCAGAAGGUCCACGCUUUCCUGAUGAACGACUGCCUGCUGAUCGCCACUUGGCUGCCCAACCGCCGGGGCACAGUCAAGUACAAAUACAAUGCCUUGUACGAUCUGGAGAGCUUCGCCGUGGUCAACGUGAAGGACAACCCGCCCAUGAAGGACAUGUUCAAGAUCCUCAUGUUCCCGGACAGCCGCAUCUUCCAGGCGGAGAACAGCAAGGUGAAGAAGGAGUGGCUGGAGAUCUUGGACGAAACCAAGAAGAACAAAGUGACAAAGGACAGGCACAAGAAAGAGGAGGAGGCCCCCAACUCUCCGGCCAGGCCCGAGGUGUCCACCAACCCCUUCGACGAGGACGACGACGAGCCGGCUGACGCAGAGGAGAGCGUGGACCUGAGUCUGGAGUGGAUCCAGGAGCUCCCAGAGGAUCUGGACGUCUGCAUCGCCCAGAGGGACUUUGAGGGCGCCGUGGACCUGCUGGACAAGCUCAACGAGUACCUGAAGGAGCAGCCGGUCACUCCGAAGGUCAAAGAGCUCAGGUCCAAGGUGGACGAGCGCGUGCGCCAGCUGACGGAGGUGCUGGUGUUUGAGCUGUCCCCGGACCGGUCGCUCCGCGGCGGACCCAGAGCCACCCGGCGGGCCGUGUCCCAGCUCAUCAGACUAGGCCAGUCCACCAAGGCUUGCGAGCUUUUCCUGAAGAACCGAGCCGCCGCCGUCCAGACGGCCAUACGGCAGCUCCGCAUCGAGGGGGCCACGCUGCUCUACAUCCACAAACUCUGCAACAUCUUCUUCACCAGCCUGCUGGAGACGGCCAAGGAGUUUGAGAUGGACUUUGCAGGGAACACGGGCUGCUACUCGGCCUUCGUGGUCUGGUCCAAGUCAGCCAUGAAGAUGUUUGUAAAUGCCUUCAGCAAGCAGGUGUUUGACAGCAAGGAGAGCCUGUCCACCGCAGCAGAGUGCGUCAAAGUGGCCAAGGAGCACUGCAAGCAGCUGAGCGAGAUCGGCCUGGACCUGACCUUCACCCUGCAGUCCCUCCUGGUCAGAGACAUCAAGGCCGCCCUGCAGAGCUACAAGGACAUCAUCAUCGAAGCCACCAAGCACCGCAACUCCGAAGAGAUGUGGAGGAGGAUGAACCUCAUGACCCCCGAGGCGCUCGCCAAGCUCAAGGAGGAGAUGCGCAGCUGCGGCAUGGGCAGCUUUGAGCAGUACACGGGCGACGACUGCUGGGUGAACCUGAGCUACACGGUGGUGGCCUUCACCAAGCAGAUGAUGAGCUUCCUGGAGGAAGGCCUGAAGCUCUACUUCCCCGAGCUGCACAUGGUGCUGCUGGAGAGCCUGCGAGAGAUCAUCCUGGUGGCCGUGCAGCACGUGGACUACAGCUUACGCUGCGAGCAGGAAGCGGACAAGAAGGCCUUCAUCCUGCAGAACGCCACCUUCCUUCACGACACCGUGCUGCCUGUGGUGGAGCGGAGGUUCGAGGAGGGCGUGGGCAAGCCGGCCAAACAGCUGCAGGACCUGAGGAAGAGCACCAGGCCGGUUCGGGUCAACCCUGAGAGCACCACGUCUGUGGUGUAAAGAGGCUCCUCUCCCAACAGGCAUAGAGGCUGCAGAAUAGGACGGUGGCUAUAAAUAAAACACUAACCUUCACUGACUGUUGCAGCAAUGUAAAGUCCUACUUUUUAGGAGCAAACUCUAAAUUCAUCUGUGAUUUGGCAGCUGCAAAACUGGUUGGAAUGGGCCCAUAUGGAUUAUAAGUGAUUUAUUCCAUAUGUUAGUGGAAAUGCCCUGCUCUGUCUAAGCAGCUGCACAACAGGCACACAAAGCAGAAGUUCAGUGUAGAGGUUAUAGCCAGGAAGCGUGAAAAACAUCAUGAAUCCAUGGUCUCUCAGUGCACAUUUCUAAUUCUAUUUCUGAUCCGAUUAACUAUUGUACAAAGCCCGGAUCCUACUGAAAUUCUGAUUUUGCUGUUGGAUUGCAGAAAGAAAUCAGAAUUAAAUAUGUAUCUGCAUUCUGCCAUACGGAUGUGUUGUUGAUGCCGUCAGCACAAUUAUAAAGUAAUACUAUGAGCUUGUGAGCUGAUUGUCAGGUUAUGUGACACUUACUGUACACUCAGGUGUAUUCAGGCUUAUUGGACAGAAGAAUGACUGAUAAAAGGGAUGACUGAUAAAGCAAAUGCACUUGUAAUUUUGACAAAUUGUCAUCAUUGUCCAAAUGAGAUUGUACAGCCUGUAUGAUAAAAACAAUUAAAUGUCAAAGGACAUUGUGUGUCUUUGUCCAUA
This is a messenger RNA of Myripristis murdjan (pinecone soldierfish), 2891 nucleotides long. It is a transcript of the gene exoc8, whose product is annotated as exocyst complex component 8. Gene Ontology annotation, cellular component: exocyst. The record is from RefSeq and is a predicted model, not a curated record. Gene Ontology annotation, biological process: intracellular protein localization; exocytosis; Golgi to plasma membrane transport. The coding region runs from base 127 to 2187 and encodes 686 amino acids. The transcript is spliced from 5 exons. NCBI's taxonomy places the organism in Eukaryota, Metazoa, Chordata, Actinopteri, Holocentriformes, Holocentridae.